AUGUUUUUUGCAACCGAUUUAAACAUUAAAAUUAUUCGACCCAAGCCUCUUGGAAAAUUCACCAUUAUUAUUUUAUUUUACCUUUUUAGUUUUAUCUCCACAGCACAAGCUUUAAUUAUAUACAAUUCAACUGAUAAUACUUUUAAAUGUUAUUCUAAUGGUGAGAUAACUGAUAAUCUUUCUAGUUGCAAAGAAUAUCAGGGAUAUGACUUACUUGAUGUUACAUUAUCAACAUUUCUACCAGCAUUUAUUUAUAUUUGCUUCUCCAAAGAUUUAAAAGACACAACAUUUACAAAAGCUGUGAGGUUUUUUGUAGGCUUUACCACAAAUUUAUAUAUGACGUUUAUAGUAAUCUACUCUUUUUUGGCUCUUAAAAGUGAUAUUAACAUUAAGCCUCCUUGGACAAUAACAUUUAUAUGUUGUAGUGUUUCUGUUUUCAUAAACAGUUUAUUAUAUGUUUUAUUUAGGAUACUUGAUAAGCAGAAAGAGUUUUUGUAUAGUAAAAAUCAUUUUAUGAUGUUUGUUAGGGUUUUAAGUAAUCUAAUUAACAUUUUCCUAAUUAUUUUAGUUUAUCUUUUUCUGAUUACAAACCGUGAUAGCAUUACAACUGAGAUGUUAAUAUGGAUUUUCAUCAUUUCAAUAGCAUCAUUAAUUACUUCGAUAGCAAUAGUUUUGUAUUGCAAAAUGAAAGGAGGUUCUCUUGGUGCUCAAAUGGAUAGAUUUAGAAAUAAAAUCGUUGGACAUGUGCUCUACACAUGUAUCAUAACUAUGAUAUUGGCUUCACAUGCUAUCCUUGCUCUAGAGAUUGCCUUUUGGUUCGAUUUGAAUAGUUAUCUAAGUAAAUUAUUGUGGAAUGUAACAGCAUUAAGAUUUACUAUGACAAUUUUGGCUUAUCAAGAGCCAGUACCUGAAACUUCAAUUAGAAUAAUUGAGGAUGUUGAAAAUGUGAAUGUGGAUGUGGAUGUGGAACAAAAUAAAAAAAUUUCUGAUGAAAAAGGAUAA
Molecule: messenger RNA, 1002 nt
Organism: Entrophospora candida
Lineage: Eukaryota; Fungi; Glomeromycota; Glomeromycetes; Entrophosporales; Entrophosporaceae
Source: the annotation of a GenBank genome assembly